Molecule: messenger RNA, 2657 nt
Organism: Juglans microcarpa x Juglans regia
Lineage: Eukaryota; Viridiplantae; Streptophyta; Magnoliopsida; Fagales; Juglandaceae
Product: paramyosin
Exons: 5
Coding region: 401-2482 (693 amino acids)
Source: RefSeq, a predicted model, not a curated record
UUGUUUAAAUUAAAAAUUUAAAAGCCAAAAUCACAGAAGAAGGGGGAGACUGGUCGGUAGCUAUCGUUACGCACCGUUGGUUGCUCCGUCUUCUUCUUUAAGGUACGAUUUCCCCGGGUUCAUCCGAUCCGGCCCCUCUAAUCUAUUUUGUUUUGCAUAAUUAAUUAUCCAAUCCCCAGCUUUAAGGUCAUAAUUCGGUUUCUACUUUUUUUCUUUUUGGGGGUAGGGGGGCAAGUAAUUGAUAAUUUCUUCAUGCUGGCCUCCAAAUUCUAGGGUUUGAAACUCUCUAUAUACAUGCCUACAUACGUUCCGUGUAUGACUAUGCACAUCGGCAAUUGGGUCGAAUUCGAAAUAGAGAGGUUUGCUUAGUGGAUCGGCAAUAGUGGUUAUAAUUGUUGCCAUGGCGAGUGUGGGUGGCGAAGACGCUGAUGCGGUUCUCAGCGACGUGGAGGGCGAAGAACCGAUCCCGAUCGUGAUCAAGAAUCCGACUCAGGAGGAUAUCUCCGUCGAGAAAUUUCGUGAGCUUCUCGCCGAACUCGAUCGCGAGCGGCAGGCUCGCGAGGUGGCGGAGAACUCGAAAUCGGAGUUGCAGGUUUCGUUCAACCGCUUGAAGGCUCUGGCUCACGAAGCAAUUAAGAAGCGCGACGAGAGCGGGAGGCAGAGGGACGAAGCUCUGCGCGAGAAGGAAGAAGCUCUGAGGUCGAGUGAGAAGGUCACGGCAGAAUUGGCUGAGGCGAAUAGAGCAAAAGACGAGCUUUCGAAGCAGAGAGAUGAGAUUGCGAAGCAAUUUGAUGAAGCAGUGAAGGAGAGGGACGGAUUAAGAUCGGAGAUUGAGACUUCUAGCCAUAUGAUGAUAACUGGGAUAGAGAAGAUAUCGGCGAAGGUUAGCAAUAUCAAGAAUUUCACAGUGGGUGGGUUGCCAAGGUCGCUAAAAUACACGGGGUUGCCAGCGGUGGCAUAUGGUGUGAUUAAACGGACGAACGAGAUUGUAGAAGAGCUCCUAAGACAGAUUGAUGCCACGACUAAGUCUAGGAAUGAAACAAGGGAACAGAUGGAGCAGAGGAAUUAUGAGAUUGCCAUUGAGGUUUCUCAGCUUGAAGCAACGAUGAAUGGGUUGAGGGAAGAAGUUGCGAAGAAGACUUCGGUUGUUGAGACUUUGGAGAAGACUAUAGCCGGAAAGGAUGGAAAGAUAUCUGAAAUUGAAAGAGAUACGAUGGAGAAAUUGAAUAAGGUUGAGAAUGAGGCUUUGGAGCUGAGGCAGAUAGUCAGUGAGUAUGAUGACAAGUUGAGGAGUUUAGAAUCAAAGAUGGAAUCACAGAGGCCUUUGCUAAUUGAUCAGUUGAAUCUUGUGUCGAGAAUUCAUGAACGGAUAUAUGAUGUGAUCAAGAUAGUUGAUUUUAAUAAUUUGGACCAGUCAGAGUUCUCUGAGUCGUUGUUUCUCCCGCAGGAAAUGGACAUGGAGGAGAAUAUUCGUGCUGCUUUGGCUGGGAUGGAGUCUAUUUAUGAGCUGAUCAAAAUUGUUGUUCAAAAGACCAGGGAUUUAGUAGAGGAGAAGAGUCGUGAAAUAAAGGGUUUGGAUGAAACAGUAGGUCAACUGGUCAAGGAGAAAGAGCAUAUUGGAUCAUUACUUAGGAGUGCUUUGACAAAUAGGAUGGCAAUGGAUCCAUCUUCCAAAGGGAAUGCACUGUUUCAAGUUGCAGAAAAUGGUUUGAGGGAGGCUGGGAUAGAUUUCAAAUUCAGUAAGCUUCUUGAGGAUAGAAAGGUUCCAAAUCCCAAUGACAAAGUGGAUGUGCCAGGGACAGAGAGUGAUGAGAUAUACUCUUUGGCUGGUGCUUUGGAGAAGAUUGUUAAGGCAUCUCAGCUUGAGAUCAUUGAGCUGCAACAUUCUGUGGAUGACCUAAGGGCAGAGUCAAGCUUACUUAAAGAGCAUGUAGAGAUUCAAGCCAAGGAGCUUGACCAUAGAAUGCAACGGAUAGAGGAACUCGAAGAAAAGGAGAGAGUGGCGAAUGAAAGUGUUGAAGGGCUUAUGAUGGACAUUGCUGCUGCUGAAGAAGAAAUCACGAGAUGGAAAGUAGCAGCAGAGCAAGAAGCUGCUGCAGGCAGAGCUGUUGAACAAGACUUUGCGGCGCAGUUGUCAUCAAUUAAGCAGGAGCUUCAAGAAGCUAAGCAAGCCGUGUUGGAGUCUGAAAAGAAGCUCAAAUUCAAAGAAGAGACAGCCACUGCUGCCAUGGCUGCAAGAGAUGCAGCUGAGAAGUCAUUGAGGUUGGCAGACUCGAGGGCGUCCAGGCUGAGAGAUAGAUUAGAGGAGCUUACCCGUCAGCUCGAAGAAUUUGAGAACCGGGAAGACUUGAGGGGCCAAAAUAGGCCUAGAUAUGUAUGCUGGCCGUGGCAGUGGCUUGGGAUGGACUUUGUAGGCGUCCGCGGGUCUGAGAUAGAACAACAGGGUUCCAAUGAAAUGGAGCUUUCUGAACCUCUUUUAUGAUUAUACUUUUUUUUCCCCUUCUAUUUUUCCCCUUCUUUGUAUCUACUGUGAUCUUUCAAAUUAAAAAUAGCAUAGCAAUGGUAGUUUAUAUCAACUUCAUUAUUCGAGAUUCUCCCUAGUAUUUGCUGUAAUUUGGUGCUGAGCCGAAGUGAAUCGUGGUGGAAAAUUUGGUGUU